Molecule: messenger RNA, 1532 nt
Organism: Pieris brassicae (large cabbage white)
Lineage: Eukaryota; Metazoa; Arthropoda; Insecta; Lepidoptera; Pieridae
Product: histone H3-like centromeric protein CSE4
Exons: 2
Coding region: 431-1300 (289 amino acids)
Cellular component (GO): nucleosome
Molecular function (GO): structural constituent of chromatin; DNA binding; protein heterodimerization activity
Source: RefSeq, a predicted model, not a curated record
CCACAUAUCUAGUAAACAUUUGACAUAAAAUCUACCAUGAAAAUGUAUUAUUAAAUAACAUGUCGGCUUUAGUAGUUAACCUACACCUAUAAAGAAAAAUCAAAACAAAACACAUACAUUGUAUGUAUAUAAGUAUAAUUAUAUAUUAUGCAUGCAUAAAUGUUAUCCGCUGACCGACCGACCAGUGAUAAUAUAUAUUUAUUAUUAUGUUAUAAACAAUUUCAUUCACAUAGGUACGCUUCUUUUUUUGUCACGCACGGCAAACCCGUCCUUACCCCCGAGCUCUUUUCGAUUUUAUAUAUAAAGGCGCUCUCCGCGCGUGAACGCGGUUUAUAUCAUCACCACAGUUGAUACGCGACGGACGUGUCGAUCGUGAUCGUAUAAUUUUAGAGUUGAGUUAGUUAGUGAGCGAGUUCGAGCAGUCGUCGUAAUGGCACGUACAAAGCAGACAGCCCGUAAGUCCACCGGCGGUAAGGCGCCGCGAAAGCAGCUCGCCACCAAGGCGGCCCGCAAGAGCGCUCCCGCCACCGGCGGCGUGAAGAAGCCUCACCGUUACAGGCCCGGCACCGUCGCGCUGAGAGAGAUCCGUCGCUACCAGAAGAGUACCGAGCUGUUGAUCCGCAAGUUGCCGUUCCAACGUCUGGUGAGGGAGAUUGCGCAGGACUUCAAGACCGACCUCAGGUUCCAGAGCUCCGCCGUGAUGGCGCUUCAGGAGGCGAGCGAGGCGUAUCUGGUGGGUCUCUUCGAGGACACCAACCUGUGCGCCAUUCACGCCAAGCGAGUGACGAUCAUGCCCAAGGACAUCCAACUGGCGAGACGCAUUCGCGGCGAGCGAUCGUAUAAUUUUAGAGUUGAGUUAGUUAGUGAGCGAGUUCGAGCAGUCGUCGUAAUGGCACGUACAAAGCAGACAGCCCGUAAGUCCACCGGCGGUAAGGCGCCGCGAAAGCAGCUCGCCACCAAGGCGGCCCGCAAGAGCGCUCCCGCCACCGGCGGCGUGAAGAAGCCUCACCGUUACAGGCCCGGCACCGUCGCGCUGAGAGAGAUCCGUCGCUACCAGAAGAGUACCGAGCUGUUGAUCCGCAAGUUGCCGUUCCAACGUCUGGUGAGGGAGAUUGCGCAGGACUUCAAGACCGACCUCAGGUUCCAGAGCUCCGCCGUGAUGGCGCUUCAGGAGGCGAGCGAGGCGUAUCUGGUGGGUCUCUUCGAGGACACCAACCUGUGCGCCAUUCACGCCAAGCGAGUGACGAUCAUGCCCAAGGACAUCCAACUGGCGAGACGCAUUCGCGGCGAGCGUGCUUAAUUUUGCGUAAUAUGUAUACAUAACAUAACAUAUUAUUAUUAUUAUUAUUAUUACUACAACAAAAGGCCCUUUUCAGGGCCGCAUAUGAUUCAAAUGAUGCAUCUAAUUGUGCACACUCAACAGUAGUGCCACAGUCAGACAGACAUCACGUGUCGAACGAUUAAAACGUAAAACUUUUAAAAUAAAAUAAAAAAAAAGUAAUGAACUGAUAGAAAAUUAUUAAUCAAUUGUU